UACAGCUGCGCACUAUUAUCAACAGAGACACUUUCACAGUAUGAUUUAAAAUAGCAGCAACUAAGAUAAAAUCACUUUAUCAGCUUUUGUUUUUUUAUAAAUCCCUUUUCCCACUCGUCUUCACAUCUUAACAAUGCCAUUUCUUGGUCAAGACUGGCGUUCACCUGGUCAAAGCUGGGUGAAAACCGAGGAUGGAUGGAAGAAAACAACAAAAGAUGAGAACGAGACGAAUAACAAUGUUUCGGAAAGGAAAAGCUAUUGCAAAGAAGAAUAUGACAAGGAGAAUUUGAUCCUCAGCAUCAACUAUGACGUGGCUGCGAAGAAGCGGAAAAAGGACCUGCUGAACAACAACACCAAGAUUCCUUAUUUUCACAGAGAUAAAUGGAUAUAUGUUCACAAAGGAAGUACCAAGGAGCGUCAUGGAUAUUGUACUUUGGGAGAAGCGUUUAAUCGCUUGGACUUCUGCAGUGCCAUCAAGGAUACCAGGCGAUUCAAUUAUGUUGUCAGGCUGCUGGAGCUCAUCGCCAAGUCCCAGCUGCCUUCUCUUAGCGGAGUGGCACAGAAAAACUACAUGAACAUUCUGGAAAGGGUUGUGCAAAAAGUUCUAGACGAUCAGCAAAAUGUUCGACCAAUUAAAGAACUUCUACAGACACUACAUGCAUCAUUGUGCAGUCUGGUUCAGGACAUGGGGAAGUCUGUCUUGGUAGGCAACAUCAACAUGUGGGUGCACCGCAUGGAGAACAUACUGCAAUGGCAACAGCAGCUCGACAACAUUCAGAUCAACAGGCCCACAAACAAAGGGAUGACAUUCCUUGACCUGCCAGCUAGCUUACAUCUGAACAUCAUGCACCGUCUGUCCGAUGGACGAGAUCUGGUCAGCCUGGGUCAAGUAUGCCCAGACCUAAGUGUGCUGACAGAAGAUCGUCUGCUUUGGAAAAAGCUCUGCCAGUAUCACUUUACAGACAGACAGAUCCGCAAGCGUCUAAUGGUGUCAGAUAAAGGCCAGUUGGAAUGGAAAAAGAUGUAUUUCAAACUCUGCCGGUGCUACCCACAUAAAGAGCAAUACAGUGACACACUACAGUUCUGCACACACUGCCACAUCUUAUUCUGGAAGGAUACAGACCACCCUUGCACAGCCAAUAAUCCAGAGACCUGCUGCAAGCCAGUCUCUCCACAGGGGUUUAUCAACCUUUUCAAGUUCUAGGAGGCACUGCGUUAGCUACCAUGUGUAUAUAGUGUCAAUAGUGAUAAGGAUUCCUGGAUGACUUGAGGCAGGGAAGAAGCAGGUGUCUGAUAGCGUUAAAAGAUUUUUGUGAUGAAGCAAGUAUGGAAACUACAUGUAAGAUAAGUUGUAUUCCGGCAAUAUUCAAAGGUUGUGUUUAUUUAUAAGGAAUGUAUGUAUAUUUAUUUAGCACGGAUUAUGUUUACUCCGAAGAAAGUUUGGGAUCCGAAUGAUCCUACUUGCCUACUUCUGUGAAUGUAAUAUAGGUUUGUUUUUUUGGCAAACUCUAUUGGACUGUUGAUUUGAAGAUGCAUAUUUGAUUUGAAGAUGCAUAUUUGUGCUUUAGCGAAAAAGUGCAUGUGGGUAUGUUUACCAAAAUGGCCUUAACACUGGGGUGCAAUACUUUUUCCAAGUAUGUUAUUUUUUUCACUUUUAUACAUUUGAUAUUUUCAGUGGUUUGUGUUUUAAAUGUGCUUGUUUUUCUAAAUACAAUAAAUACAUGAAUACUUGUAAGCUGUUCUGAAGCACAGAUUCGUCUAAUGUGCCUUAUCGUUUUGAGUGGUCAAAAGCAAAUGAUGGUUGAUACUGAUGGUGGAAUCAUUUGUUAUUUUCAUGUGCAUAUGGCAAAUUUGAAUAAAAUCAUUUUCGUUCA
This is a messenger RNA of Triplophysa dalaica, 1874 nucleotides long. It is a transcript of the gene fbxo32, whose product is annotated as F-box protein 32. NCBI's taxonomy places the organism in Eukaryota, Metazoa, Chordata, Actinopteri, Cypriniformes, Nemacheilidae. The record is from RefSeq and is a predicted model, not a curated record. Gene Ontology annotation, biological process: protein ubiquitination. Gene Ontology annotation, molecular function: protein binding. The transcript has 9 exons. The coding region runs from base 134 to 1204 and encodes 356 amino acids. Gene Ontology annotation, cellular component: cytoplasm; SCF ubiquitin ligase complex; nucleus.